AUUUUGAAAAACAUUUCAGACAUGCCAAAAGAUCUACAAGGAUUGUACAAAUAUAGCCUUUUAACUAGUCUGUGCAUAUAAGAAGAACGAUACGAUGCAUGAGCUGUACAUACCUCAUCAGAAAACAAAGUUAUGAAGAAGUGAACAUCGCAAAAAGUCAGAAAAGACGAGUGAAAUUGAAAUUUUAGGGAAACAUCACUUUUAACAUGGGCAUUAGAAAAACCAAACUCCAAAGCAUAAAUUACAGUCACACACACUGCUGAAACUCAGCCAAACUUGGUAACGUUGAUUCCAUGAAUUGUGAGCUAGCCUUCAACAAAAUCUAAUUUUCACACUGUCAAUCGCAGUUUGAUUUGUACAUAUUCAUACAUAAGAAGCUAACAAUAUUAGCUCUAUGGAAUAAAGUUGCCAUCACAAGUGCAUACUGACUGCGAUAUUUUUGCAAUUGAAUAAAUUUGAUGCAUGGGUAUUAGCUGCCCGAACCAUAAGAAUAACCUGCAUGUACCAUGGAUGUAAAAUCAGAAAUCCGUAGAAAAGUCAGAGAGGCAUUUACAACCUUAUCGUCAACCACAGAUAACAAUGAUGUGAUGUUAGCUCUAAGAGAAAUAUCAUCCCUUUUACCAUUAAUGACCUCACCAUGCUUGAUACAAAAUAUUCCGAGAUCGGACAUUCCACAUGCGAAACAGGAAUUCAUUGAACAGCAUUACCCAAGAUUCAUAGAGUUCCUACUGGAGCAAUUAUCAGUGGAUUGGGUGAGCAGGUUCCCAAAAGAUACAAUAAGUGGCGUGUUUGAUGUGUUUUAUUUGAAAGGUGAUCACCAGGAGGCGUUUAUUGUGCUGUGUAAUACCAUUAGCAAUUGCAGUCCCAGUUAUAAACUGAAUAAAUGUGUGUCACUCUUGGAGCAGUUUAUAAGUGGUGAGAAUCUCAUAGACAUGAUGUGGCAGCAAUGUGAUGGUGCUAAGGGGCCUGCAGACCCCUACAGAUAUUCACAAUGGGAAGAACUUGUGACGCUCAUGGCAACACUUCCAGAGAGAAUUACAAAUAAAUUGAAAAAUGAGACAAAUGAGAUGUUCUUUCCCCAGCAUUAUGUACCUCACUUGACUAAUCAGAUUAUGACAGUUCUACAGCAAGUGUAUAACAGUAUCAAAGUAGACCAUGAUUGUUCCAUGGAGUUCCUCAGCCUCCUCCUGGGCAAACUGGGUCUUCAUGGUCACGCAGACAUAGUUUGGACAGUCAUGAUGCCAACAAUAUAUAAGUUGACUUCUCAUGACUUUGUUUGGUGCCGAGUGUGUGAAAAGCUUGUGACUGGAGUCCCUGAUAGAUGCAAGGAGAGUAUCGUAACUUCACUGCUUAAGACUGCACCAUGGUAUGGUGUGAUAAACAAGUUGCUUGGCGAUACAGUAUUAACCAAUCAGAAGUUGUUAUUUCUGUUGACCAAUAAGCUCCUACUUGUUCGGGCAUUUAAACAGGAACAAUUGCUAAAAAAUAUAAUUGGUUACCUGGCAACCUCGUCGUCAAGGAGACACAUCUAUGUUAAGACCAUGAUGACACUGCUUGAUGUAUGGGGUGACUCCAGUGCACUAAAACAUACAUCGUAUGAUCAACAUCUUUACAUCUCCCAGGCUAUUAUGGUGUGCCUUGCUUUUGUAAGCACUAAAGAAAAACUAGAAAACAAACAAGAGUUACUAGGCAAGCUAAUGCCAGGAAUGCAAUGUCACCUGGAUUCGGGGGAGCAUAGCGUGAGGACAAUAGGAAUGGUAGUUGGAGAAUCACUUACUAACUGCAUAGACCCGGGAGGUCACAAGCUAGAGUUCCAGUAUGAGAGAACUGCUGAAGUUGAGCAUUUACAGUCUCUAUUAGUCAUUCCCAAAGACCAGGGCACUAAACUAAUGGAAAGCCGAAUGCAGGAACUCAACUUAAAACCUCAACCAUCAGUUAAAUCUUCACCUAACAUUCCUCAGAAUAUCUCUUCUCCUCACUCAGACUCCUCUGACCUUGACAGUGAUGAUGACCUUGAACCCUAUGACCUCUCAAAUGAUGUGAAACAAUCCGCUGUAAAGAAACCUGUGUAUGUGAGAGAUUGCAUGGAGGGUCUGAUUUCAUCGGAAGACCCUGAUAGACUAGAGACCUGUCUCUCAACAGCGGAGGUCCUAGUUAGGAGGAAACCAGACAACCUCGGAGAGGUUGCUGCUGAGUUUACAAAGUUACUGCUCCAUUUACAAGACAACUUUGCCACUCCACUCUUCCCUAUGCAGAGACAUGGAGCCAUGGUGGCACUUGCUGUUCAUUGUCCUAAAGAAGUCAGUGGAUACUUAACAAAUGAAUUCUUUGAGAGGAACUACAAUUUGAGACAGAGGAUGGACAUACUAGAGGUUUUAGCUGCAGCUGCCCAGGAGUUGUCUCAACCUAAAGAGCUGGGAGCAAUACCUUCUAGUCAUAUACAACCAAUUCCAGAUAACACACAAGCUGCUGCUAAUUCAGAUGAUCAACAUGACUGGAGGGAGAUUGUGCAGAAGAGAAUAGACAGUAAAACCAGAAGGUUUGGAAAAGGUCGAACUCAACCACCUGUUCCACAAGUCAAUAACAAAUUUGCUGAAGUCGCUGGUUGCUUCUUUUUCCCGCUCCUAAAAAACUUUGACAGGAAAGAGAACACAUUUGACCUGUUGGGAGAGGACCACAUUGUGCUAGGGAGACUCAUGUAUACCCUAGGAAUCAUUGUCUAUGCAGCUAUCAACACACCGAUAGCGCGUCAAAUGGCCACAUCACUGUUGGAAUUCAUAUGGAUUCUAAGAUAUCACCCUGAAGCGACUGUAAGGCAGGGAUUGUUGUUUGCACUGUCUAUGAUGUUACUCUCCAUACCAGGGUUUGUCUUAAUGGCUGAUCUCCAGUCUGAAAUAUCUGAGACCAAGGAAUGGCUGGAAGAUUUGGUUGAUAAAGAUCCAGACAAUGAAUGCAAGAAGCUUGCCAUCCAAGCCUUGGUACUCAUGCAGAAUAUAGUACAACAGGAAUUUUCUAACAAGAAGCCUUGAAAAUCGUCAAGAUGGAAUCAAGGACAUGAUUGAACAUUUCAUAAUGGACAGUGCAAAACUUGAACUGGUGUACUGUAUGCACAUGUGGAUGGCACACUGUGUAAUGUAUUUAUACAGCAUGAAAUGCCCCAACACAUUAUCUGCUACAUUUAUAUUAUUAGUACUAUCCCCUCCCUUAUCAUAUCAACAACUUGCAUAUGCUUGGAAUGUAUAAAUGGAAGUUGACACAUGAAUGUAUGGAAGGUUACCAGAGACUAAAUUUAAAUAUGUAAAUGACUUCAGUCAUACUGAUGAAACCUUGCAAAAACAAUGGCCAUGUUUCAGUGCUCAACUUUGCAAUUAUAGACAUUACAUGUAUGUACAUGCAUGUACAGUGUACAUGUUGCCACUGAUUUUGAAUAAAGAUCUCCAUGAUAUGUACACGUAUGUAUUCUGUCAUUUAAAGAGAGAAUCAGAUAUAG
Owenia fusiformis is the source of this 3490-nucleotide messenger RNA. Lineage: Eukaryota; Metazoa; Annelida; Polychaeta; Sabellida; Oweniidae. The record is from the annotation of a GenBank genome assembly.